AUGAAUACUUUGAUCAUUGAUUGUUGUGAAGUUCAUGAUGAAGAGAACCUCUCCAUAUCAAUUGCCACUCUUGUUAAUUUAACAAUAAGAAUGAUUCCAAGUUACAAUUACAAAUUUGAGUUAUCUACCCCAAAUCUGCAGAGCUUUGAUUUUACCGACAAUCCUGUUCAGAAACUUAGCGAAAGCCGUAACAAUCUCUCUUCUAUCAAACAUGUAAAUAUUGAUGUACAAAUAAGGUUAUCCUUAGAAAAUUAUCCUUUGAUUCUACUCAAUUGGCUAACCGAACUUGCUCUUAUCGAAUCAUUGACAGUCUCUUCAAGUACUCUUGAGAUUCUCUACUUAGUUCCAGAUUUAUGGAAUAUUGAUUUCUAUUACCUACGGAAGUUGAAGUCAUUGAAAAUAAAAAAGUACGGACCUUCAUCAAUACCUCAUGGAAUAGACGACUUCUUGCUUCAAAAUGCACCGUCUGCAGAGAAAUCUAUCAUAGAUUUGUGA
This is a messenger RNA of Lathyrus oleraceus (garden pea), 495 nucleotides long. RefSeq lists its product as uncharacterized. Lineage: Eukaryota; Viridiplantae; Streptophyta; Magnoliopsida; Fabales; Fabaceae. The transcript has 2 exons. The record is from RefSeq and is a predicted model, not a curated record. Bases 1 to 495 code for a protein of 164 amino acids.